UUUGAAUUGGUCAGGUAUUUAUGUUCACGUCCGGUAAUUUGAUCGAAGGUUACUGCAGAUUUCUUACUAUUUUUAACCCUGACCACAACAUAUUGCAGACUAUUGAGUUUUAGUAAUUAAAGUGUUGCACUUCUUCUGGUUAAGCGGUGCAAACUGUUGGUAUUUACUGAUUUUAUUAUAAUGAACUUUCCAACCAAGUUUUAUGGUUGUUGUGAUAGAGCAUUUGUGAGAUAAGGGUUGAAAGAACAGUUCCUAAAAGAGUUGUAUUCAUAUACAUGCGAAAAAUUUAUUUUCUACAUACUGUUAAAAUAAUAUAUAUAAUUUAAAAAAUGAAUGACUCUUUCUUGGAAGACUUAGAAUUAGUACCUGCUGAUGUUAAAACUGUGAAUGCUUAUCAAGUAGAUCGGCAUGUAACAACCAGAACUGCAACAUCCUCCCCCUUACAUAAGGCAGAGAAUGUGCACCAUAGAAUUGAACCAGUUGUUCUUGAAAAGCAGCAAUCUGUUAAGGAACUACAUGGAAAAGAUUUAAGGAAGCUGUCUGAACAUGACACUAGAAAAUAUCAAGCCAAGGUAAAAGUAUCUGAAAGGAAGGAGAGAUCUGUUGAGGGCAAGUUGAAACCAAUUGAGAAUAGAGUAAAAGGUGAUGGCAAAGAGCAUGAAGUUAAAGAUGAUGUUAAAACAAAAAUGAGAGAGACAAGAGUUAGGAUUUCUGAGAAUAAAAUUAUUGGGAAAGAUAGAACCCGCCGUUCUGGUAGUUGUAAAGAGAACAAUCAGACCCCAGAUGUAUCUGUUAAAGAAAACAGUAGACCUUCUGAUUGUUCUAAAGAAGGUACUUCCCAAAUGGAAGUUCCCAAAGACAAAGGAAAGAAACCAGAUUUCAAAGAAACUGAUCCAGUUGCUUUCCUUAAUGCCAUUAAGGACAUAGUAAGCAUCUGUACUAAACAGGAAAGCACAAAAAUUUUGAGAGCAAUGCAGGAACUACACUUUAAUUCCCAAGCUAAUCUUAUCAAACAUCUCUUAUUUCAAACAGAAGAAAUAGUGAAUGAAAUACAUCCAAGCAAAGAUUCAACCAGAGUAAGAAGUUUAAUUGAACAGAAUGAAAGGCAACAAGAGGACAUUGUUAUCUUGCAAAAGAGGAAUGAAGAAUUGCAGAAGAAGAUGGAGGAAUUUGAAUUUCUUAAACAAGAGAAUAUUGCAUUGAAACUGAAAUGCAAAGAGUUAUCUAAAGAAUAGCAAAAAUGUACACUGCUGUGAUCCUAGGUUCUUAGAAUUUGUUGAUUAACAUGUAUCCAUUCCAUUUCAUUGUUAUUAUCCUUGAUUAUCAUUAAUUAUUAACAUUGAGUAUGAAAAUAUAAGGCAGUUCUGUAACUAUCUCGUACUUUCCACGAAUUUAGCAACACAUGGCUACGUUAUCAUUAUCCACGCUAUCGUUGCCCCGAUCCCCAUAACCGUACGGUUUCAAAAAAAAACGGAUGAGUGGAAUUUACCCAAUUAGAAUCACGCCACGAUAAGAGUCCACUUAAUUAGAACCAAAUAAUUGUUGCUCAAAUGAAAGAUGUAUUUACGCUUAUAUCAAUUACUCGAUUAAAAUCGUAUCUAGUUAAAUCUGAUAAAAGUUUUAAAAAAUUCGAUUUUCCAUUUUGAUAUCUUUGAGACUGUCUAUCCGUUUCUACUUAGUGAUAAUAAUUGAUAUCGUAAUGAGAAGUAAUUGUUCACGAGCGUUUUAACUGUACGAUACUUUCCACGUUGUUAUGUAUUUACAAUUUAUAGCAAAGAAGAUGAUAAUACGUGCGUUGGAAUGAACAAAGUCGUAUAUUUUUUAACGUUUUUAUUAAUAUUUUUAAGAGCUAACGUUUGAAGAAAAGUAUUAGUCCUCCUUAAACCGUGCUUCUUGUAAUAUUUUAUUCCAAGUUAAUUUAAAAAUAUAUUUAUGGAAUCGAACGGCGACUUGUAUGUAUAUCCUUUUGAGUGAGAGAAAUAAAUAAAUGAUCAAUAGAA
Molecule: messenger RNA, 2000 nt
Organism: Osmia lignaria (orchard mason bee)
Lineage: Eukaryota; Metazoa; Arthropoda; Insecta; Hymenoptera; Megachilidae
Source: RefSeq, a predicted model, not a curated record